AUGGUGUUUAGACUGGGCCUUAAAGGACCAGCAGGAUUUCAGUGUCCUGACUCCAGGCUUUGUACUCUAUCCGCUGCACCACCUAGCUUCCUUAGCCAGGCUCUAGGGAGAAGCUUUCGAAUCACCAGAUACGAUGGCUGUGGCAUGGUGAUCCCUGAGUGUCUGGAGACUUGAUAGAUUUUGGACUUGGAUAGUGCAAGUAGCAGAGAUUGCUAUGCCCCCAGCCAGCUGGUUGGUGAGAAGGGACACGUCACUGGAAUAGACACGACAGUUUCAGGUGAGGGAGAAGUGGCCAAGAAGUACCUUGAUUACCACAUGAAAAAGUUUGGUUUCCAGACUCCUGAUGUGAAUUUUAUUCAUGGCUACAUAGAAAAGCUGGGGGAGAUUGGAAUCGAAGAUGAGAGUUAGGACAUUGUCAUAUUGAAUUGUGUCAUUAAUCUUGUGCUAAAUAAACAAAAUGUUCUGCGGGAAGUAUAUGGAGUGCUGGAGCCUGGAGGGGAGCUGUACUUCACUGCUGUCUAUGCUAGCCUUAAAUUGCCUGCAGAAGUCAAGGUACAUAAAGUUUUAAGGGUUGUUUUAGGUGAAUGUUUAGGGGGAGCUCUAUUCUGGAAAGACCUCUUCACGUUGGCUGGAGAAACUGGGUUCUGUGCGCCACAACUGGUCAUUGCUAAACCAACCACCCUUGAGGACAAGGAACUGGAAGAAGUUAUUGGGCAGAUAGGUGGCGCAGUGGAUAGAACACCAGCCUGCCCUCUCUCGACAUUUGUUUCUGCCUCCUCCCUUUGGUUUUGGGGAAUAAUUGAAAGGGAUAAAGAAACAGAGGCUGUUUUGAAGAAUUUCAGGUUUUUUCUGGAGUUUCUGAUCAAACCACCAGGAGGGAAGGUGUCGCUCUCUGGGAGCUGUUGUGCUUUGGAAGCACGGGUUUGUCUGGUUUUCGGUCUCUUGCCUCCUGCGGACAGCCUGAAUGUGGGGUUUUUUUUCCUACCAGCAGGCCUGUCCCCAGGCUACCAAAGUAAAAUCAAUAAGAUUCAGUAUUCUUUGCGUUUGACCAGCCUGGCAGGUGUUAUCUUCGAGGCUGAUUGA
Molecule: messenger RNA, 1083 nt
Organism: Phascolarctos cinereus (koala)
Lineage: Eukaryota; Metazoa; Chordata; Mammalia; Diprotodontia; Phascolarctidae
Source: RefSeq, a predicted model, not a curated record